Aspergillus niger is the source of this 492-nucleotide messenger RNA. RefSeq lists its product as hypothetical. Bases 1 to 492 code for a protein of 163 amino acids. The transcript is spliced from 2 exons. The record is from RefSeq and is a predicted model, not a curated record. Lineage: Eukaryota; Fungi; Ascomycota; Eurotiomycetes; Eurotiales; Aspergillaceae.
AUGGCAAAACCCUCGAGAGUCGACCAGAAGGACAGAAACAAACAAUCAGGGGCCCGUGAGACAGAUGAAUCCUCCAGGGGGCGGCAGGAGGAAGGGGAAUUGGCUGAUAAGAAAAAGAAUAAAAGGGAGGAGAGGAAAGAGAAGAAGGUCAGGGAGAAGAGAAAAGAAGAAAGAAACGGGCCGGGAAGCAGCACGGCCAAGAGAGAGAAGGAGUGUAAUCAAAUCAAAUCAAAUCGAAUAAAAAUGCAAACUGGGAGAGAGAGAGAGAGGAAAAAAAGGUCUGGCCGAGGGAGCGAAAGCAUGGCUAAGAGCCAACGGGUCUUAGUGAAGGUCACUAAAACCACGAAGCUCGCGGGCGAAGGAGGAAGUGGAUGGGCGAUGGCGGGUCGCAACGCGCAUCCCUUCCGCCUGCAGUCCUGCGUUUCACCGCGUCCUCAUUUCUCUCUCGUCUCUUCAGGGGGUGAAGAUGCGCUAUGGAAAUUACACCCGUAG